Messenger RNA from Diatraea saccharalis (sugarcane borer), 882 nucleotides. The record is from the annotation of a GenBank genome assembly. NCBI's taxonomy places the organism in Eukaryota, Metazoa, Arthropoda, Insecta, Lepidoptera, Crambidae.
AUGGAUUGGAAAAGUGCUAAGAUUUUGCUAGCGUCUACAGCAACUGCGGUAGUGGCAUCUCAAGUAGCCAAAAAACUAUAUAAGUAUUUUUUUUCGAAGACGUCUCAACCUAUUGAUGCUACUAAAGAUACCUGUGACGCUCUAACAAUUAAGAAUCGUGAAAUCAAUGAUGUGAUAUUGUUUUCUGACGAUAUCGUUCGGCAUACGAUAAGAGUUUCACCCAGUAAAGAUAUAACUAUUUGUGAAAGUAGAGAGUUGAAUUGCUUUAAAUUAAUAAAGUAUAUCAAGUCAGCACGUGAAACAUUAGAUGUGUGCAUGUAUCUAAUAACCAGCAGUGAGAUAGCAGAGCACAUAAUAAGAUUAGGACAAAAACACGUCUUGGUGAGAAUAGUUGUUGAUAGCGACAUGGCGUUUACACCGCAGUCACAAAUUAAUAAGCUAAAAGAAUAUAGUUUCAUCCAAGUGCAGACAAAUAAAAAAUCAAUACUCAUGCAUCACAAAUUCUGCAUCAUUGAUGGUCCAAAAGCAAUGAAGCGAAAAAGCAUUCUGAAGUCAUAUGCUGAAAAACUCAAUGUGCAUGCACAGUAUACAAAUUAUAAUUGCAAGCAAACGAACAAAAACAAACAACUGAAGCCUUUUGUUAUGUCUGGCUCAUUAAACUGGUCCACUCAGGCAAUGGUCUCAAACCAUGAGAGCGUCAUUGUUACAUCACAUCCCAACAUCGUCAAUAAGUUUGAGAAGGAGUUUGAGAGUCUUUGGGUGGAGAAUGAGCCGAUAAGUGCACCAAUGAGCCUCAUCAGAAAGUGCAGUUAUGUGUUUUGUGCCACAGAUUUAGUGAAACGAUUUGGCAUACAAUGUGAUUUUAUAAAAAGAAAAACGUGA